UGUUUUUUUUUGUUUUGUUUUUUUAUUUGUGUCAAAUUGCUGGACAGAAAAAUUCAAGUAUUGUUAUUGCGAUAUGUUUUUAUUCAGUUUAUGUAAUUCAACAUGCCAUUUUGCCUUGAGGACAUUUGGCACUAUUAUACUUCCAUACCUGUCUUUAUGCUCCUCCUCCAAAACCACCUCCCCAUACACACUGAGAACCAGGAAGUUCAUUUCAAAGGAAACGAAACUCAGAGUUCAGUGUACUCUCCCUCUCUCUCUCUCUCUCUCUCUCUCUCUCUCUCUCUCUCUCUCUCUCUCUCUCUCCGUGUGUGUGUGUGUGAGUUCAGGAAAAUGGCCGAGGCCAGUAUUUCAGUAGAUCAGCUUUCAGUGGAUCAGUUCAGCUGUACAGUGUGUCUGGAUCUACUGAAGGAUCCGGUGACGAUCCCCUGUGGUCACAGUUUCUGUAAGGUGUGUAUUAAUGACUGCUGGGAUCAGGAAGAGAAGAGCGGAGUGUAUCGCUGUCCUCAGUGCAGAGACACUUUCACACCGAGGCCUGUUCUACGCAGAAACAACAUGCUGGCUGAAGUGGUGGAGAAACUGAAGAAGACUGAAGUCCAAGCUGCUUCUCCUGCUCACUGUUACGCUGGACCUGGAGAUGUGGAGUGUGAUUUCUGCACCGGGAGAAAACACAAAGCCGUCAAGUCCUGUCUGAUGUGUCUGGCCUCCUUUUGUGAAACUCAUCUGAAACCUCACUAUGAAGUUCCUGCUUUGAAAAAGCACAAGUUAGUCGAAGCUUCUGGAAAUCUACAAGAGACGAUCUGCUCUGAGCAUGAUAAAGUGCUGGAGAUCUACUGUCGUACUGACCAAAGCUUCAUCUGUUAUCUGUGUAUGACGGAUGAACACAAAAGCCACGACACCGUCUCAGUUAAAGCGUGCAGAACUGAAAAACAGAGUGAGUUAAAGGAGGAGCAGAUGAAAUCCCAGCAGAGAAUCCAGGAGAAGCAGAAGAAGGUGCAGGAGCUGAAACAGGCUGUGAACACUAUAAAGCUCAGUGCACAGACAGCAGUGGAGGACAGUGAGAGGAUCUUUACUGAGAUGAUCAGCUCCAUGGAGAAAAGGCGCUCGGAGGUGACGGAGCUGAUCAGAGCUCAGGAGAAGGCUGAACUGAGUCGAGCUGAACGACUCCUGGAGCAACUGGAGCAGGAGAUCGCUGAUCUUCAGAGGAGAGUCACUGAGCUGGAGCAGCUUUCACACACACACGAUCACCUCCACUUCCUCCAGGAAAUAAAGUCUGAUCUCCGUGAGGACUCACGCAGCAUCGCUGUCAAUCAACAUCUCUCAUUUGAUGGAGUGAGGGAAUCUCUCUCUGCUCUGAAAAAGAGACUCGAGGAAUUCUGCCAGGAGGAAUUCAUCAAAAUCCCUGAACACGGCGAGAGAAAUCGUCCUGCUGGGAAAUCUUUACUUUCUCUGCAGCGCGCUGCAGCAGUUCAGAUCAUUUUACCCCCAGAACCAAAGAGCAGACAAGAUUUUCUGCAGUAUUUCUGUGAUCUGACUCUGGAUCCCAACACAGUACAUUAUUACCUCAUUCUGUCUGAGAGGAACAGAGCGGUGACACGCAGUGAGAGAAAGCAGCAGUACUCUGAUCAUCCAGAGAGAUUUGACUCCUACACUCAGGUGUUGAGUAAGGAGAGUGUGUGUGGACGCUGUUACUGGGAGGUGGAGUGGAGCGGUGAUGUGUUCAUAUCAGUCUCGUAUAAAGACAUCAGCAGGAAAGGACGGGGUAAUGAGUGUGGGUUUGGACGCAACAAUCAGUCCUGGAGUCUGCGGUGUUCUUCUUUUUCUUCUCUCAUCUUCUAUCACAACAACAUUGAGACUGGGCUCGGAGUUCCAUCGUCCUCCAGAAUAGGAGUGUAUGUGGAUCACAGUGCAGGAACUCUGUCCUUCUACAGCGUCUCUGACACGAUGAAGCUCCUCCACAGAGUCCACACCACAUUCACUCAGACUCUAUACGCUGGGUUCUGGCUCAGCUGGGAUUUUAUCUCUAAAUCAGAACGAACUGUGAGGUUGUGUGAUCCGACAAAAUAAUGAUUUGAGGUGUUUUAAGGUCAGUAAUUUGUCAGUAAAUAAAACUCUGUGCACAUUUCCUCAUUGAUCCCCAUCUGUGAAAUAAAUGUUCAUAUUAAAUCAGUAAAAACACUAAAGAUUAAAACGCUGCAUUUCGACUCGGCCUAGGAUCAUCAGUUACACAUGUAAAGGGAAUGAAAGUGUAAGAUCUGAAUGUAUUCCCAUUGACGUAUAAAAGUUCUACUUUUAUUUUGAAGUGAAAAGCCUGAACUCUCUAUAAAUCAAAUCUCUUUAUCAAAUUGGAGAGAAUUUUUAAAGGAAAUUCAAUGAAAUAUUUUGAGCGACAGGAGCAGUGCAGUAGGUAUGUAGCUAGGGAAUCAAAAUGGCCACCUAGUUACACGUUGCAUUAUGGGUACCUGUAUAGGUUGCAGUGAUGUCUGUGAAAGUGAUGAUGAUGAUGAUGAUUUAUAUUAAAAUAUCUGUAUCCAGUUAUUUGCCUAAUCUAAACUAUGUGCACUCAGGGCUGUUUUUGGUCUGACACAGUGGGAGAGCUGAUGGUGGCGGGGAUGUUAGUUUAAAUUAGUUAGUAAUAUUGUCAUUUUUUUGCAAAUAAUAAAGACAUUUGUAGACACUGA
Messenger RNA from Ictalurus punctatus (channel catfish), 2678 nucleotides. Its product is annotated as tripartite motif-containing protein 16. Bases 103 to 2064 code for a protein of 653 amino acids. Lineage: Eukaryota; Metazoa; Chordata; Actinopteri; Siluriformes; Ictaluridae. The transcript has 6 exons. Gene Ontology annotation, molecular function: protein binding; zinc ion binding. The record is from RefSeq and is a predicted model, not a curated record.